Molecule: messenger RNA, 1809 nt
Organism: Monosiga brevicollis MX1
Lineage: Eukaryota; Choanoflagellata; Craspedida; Salpingoecidae
Exons: 10
Coding region: 13-1575 (520 amino acids)
Biological process (GO): sphingosine biosynthetic process; ceramide biosynthetic process
Cellular component (GO): serine palmitoyltransferase complex
Molecular function (GO): pyridoxal phosphate binding; serine C-palmitoyltransferase activity
Source: RefSeq, a predicted model, not a curated record
UCGACUGCCACGAUGACCACCACCGCUCAGCCAGAGGUGGAGACCACCCAGCCCAAGGUGGUUCCUCUUCAAGAGGAUUUUGAGGAGACGCCGCUGCUGGUCGCCUUCUUGACGUAUCUCAACUACAGUCUCCUCUUCGUCUUUGGCCAUCUUCGUGAUUUCCUCCGUAAACAUGGCAUUGAAAAGACCAAGACGGCCAAGGAGCUGGCCCGGAUGCUUCACUUUCCUCCUCUGUACCGUGACUUUGAAGCCUUUUACACUCGCAACUUGUACACCCGCAUCCGCGAUUGCUGGAACCUGCCCAUCUGCUCCGUGCCUGGUGCCGAGUUUGAUCUCGUCGAGCGUCGCACCAACGAUUACGGCUGGACCUUUGAGCGCACGGGUGAAGUCAACCGAUACAUCAAUCUUGGCUCGUACAACUAUCUCGGCUUUGCCGAGAACACUGGUGUUUGCUCCCGUGAGAGCAUCGAGGCCAUCCACAAAUACGGCGUCUCCUGCUGCUCCGCCCGCACUGAGUUUGGCACCACGCGUCUGCAUGAGGAAGUGGAUGAGCUGGUGGCUCGCUUCAUCGGCAAGGAAGCUGCCAUGACCUGUGGCAUGGGGUUUGCCACCAACUCGACCAACAUUCCCAUCCUCGUGGGCAAGGGUGGCCUGAUCAUCAGCGACGAACUCAACCACGCCUCUCUUGUCCUGGGCUCCCGCUUGACCGGUGCCAAGAUCAAGGUUUUCCGUCACAACGACAUGGAGCAUCUUGAACAAAUUUUGCGCCAAUCCAUCAUUGAGGGUCAGCCUCGGACCCAUCGGCCCUGGAAGAAGAUUAUGAUUGUCGUUGAAGGUGUCUACAGCAUGGAAGGCAGUCUUGUCAACCUGCCGGCCGUGAUCGCCUUGAAGAAGAAGUACAAGGCUUACCUUUACUUGGAUGAGGCGCAUAGCAUUGGUGCACUGGGCAAGACCGGCCGUGGCGUUGUUGAGCACUACGGCUGUGAUGUCAAGGACGUCGACAUUAUGAUGGGUACAUUCACAAAGUCCUUUGGAGCAGCCGGUGGCUACAUUGCCGCGGACCGCGUCAUUAUCGAUGCCCUGAAAAAUCACUCGCACAGCCACACCUAUGCCAUGGCCAUGGCGCCUGCCGUGGCUCAACAGGUCUUGACCUCCAUGAAGGUGAUCAUGGGCGUCACCGGUGGCGACGAUGGUCAUCGUCGCAUUCAGCAACUGGCUGACAAUGCGCGUUACUUUCGCCAAGCCUGCAAGAAGCUGGGUUUCAUCAUUUACGGCAACGAUGCCUCGCCCAUUGUGCCGUUGCUCAUCUUCAACCCAGGCAAGAUUAGUGCGUUGAGCCGUGAAAUGAGGAAGCGUGGCAUCUGUAUUGUUGUGGUCGGCUACCCCGCCACACCUAUUGUCGAGUCGCGUGCUCGCUUCUGCCUUUCGGCGUCGCACACGCGCGAGCAGCUUGACCAAGUCCUUGCAGCCCUUGACGAGUUGGGUGAUGUUCUGGGCCUCAAGUACUCGCGUCAGCACCUGAACGACGGUUCGAUGCGCAUCAAGGGCAAGAGUGGCAAAGCCAAGACCGCCUAAUUGCCGUCACACUUGGGGCUCAAGCCUCCGACCGGUCGAGGCUUACCCACUAGUUGAGGAGCUUGCCUUAUGUGGCCAUCUCCACUUGGAUUGCACCAAGAAGCCGAUUUUUCACCUUGUCACUGACCCCAUUUGCUCUUUACCAAGAUUGCAAGGCUAAACCCUGUGAGCUGAGCACCAAAAACAAACACAAUGAUCUCAAUGUUGUCUCGUUCCAUCAUGCCCCGCGUCUUG